UCAGCCGCCGCUGGACGAGGAGCAGCAGAACAUGGCGCCGGGGCCGCCGUCGCCGCUGCUGGGAUCCUGGAGGCCGGAGCCGCGCUGAGGGCGCCCAGCUGGAAGAAAUGUUUACUAUUUGGCGAUGAGAAGUGGUGAAAACUGACCUCGCACUGGUAUACAAACACUAUGGGACCUGACAGUCUUGCUGCAUGGGCAGCUGGCACCCACUGAUAAUGUGGGGCAGCCAUCAGGUCCAUUGGAAAACACUAAUCUGAUCUUGGAAGUGGCUGAUUGUGGCAGGAUGUUUCGACGAUGAUGAUGGCAAGAAAGCAAGAUGUCCGCAUUCCCACCUACAACAUCAGUGUGGUGGGAUUGUCUGGGACCGAGAAGGAGAAGGGCCAGUGUGGCAUUGGGAAGUCUUGUCUGUGCAACCGCUUCGUGCGCCCAAGUGCUGAUGAGUUUCACUUGGACCAUACCUCCGUCCUCAGCACCAGUGACUUUGGUGGGCGAGUGGUCAAUAAUGACCACUUUCUCUACUGGGGAGAAGUUAGCCGUUCCUUGGAGGAUUGUGUGGAAUGUAAGAUGCACAUUGUGGAGCAGACUGAGUUCAUCGAUGAUCAGACUUUUCAACCUCAUCGAAGCACGGCCCUGCAGCCCUAUAUCAAGAGAGCGGCAGCAACCAAGCUCGCAUCAGCUGAAAAACUCAUGUACUUUUGCACUGACCAGCUGGGGCUGGAGCAGGACUUUGAGCAGAAACAGAUGCCAGAUGGAAAGCUGCUGAUUGAUGGUUUUCUUCUUGGUAUUGACGUUAGCAGGGGCAUGAAUAGGAACUUUGAUGACCAGCUCAAGUUUGUAUCCAAUCUCUACAAUCAGCUUGCAAAAACAAAAAAGCCCAUAGUGGUGGUCUUGACAAAGUGUGAUGAGGGUGUUGAGCGGUACAUUAGAGAUGCACAUACUUUUGCCUUAAGCAAAAAGAACCUCCAGGUCGUGGAGACCUCCGCAAGAUCCAAUGUAAAUGUGGACUUGGCUUUUAGCACCUUAGUGCAACUCAUUGACAAAAGUCGGGGAAAGACGAAAAUCAUUCCUUAUUUUGAGGCUCUCAAGCAGCAGAGUCAGCAAAUAGCUACGGCAAAAGACAAGUAUGAGUGGCUGGUGAGUCGUAUUGUGAAGAACCAUAAUGAGAACUGGCUGAGCGUCAGCCGAAAGAUGCAGGCCUCUCCCGAGUACCAGGACUAUGUCUACCUGGAAGGGACUCAGAAAGCCAAGAAGCUGUUUCUCCAGCACAUCCACCGCCUCAAGCAUGAGCACAUUGAGCGCAGGAGAAAGCUGUACCUGGCAGCCCUGCCGUUAGCUUUUGAAGCUCUUAUACCCAAUCUAGAUGAAAUCGACCACCUAAGCUGCAUAAAAACCAAAAAGCUCUUGGAGACCAAGCCAGAAUUCCUCAAGUGGUUUGUUGUGCUUGAGGAGACACCGUGGGAUGCCACCAGUCACAUUGACAACAUGGAGAAUGAACGGAUUCCCUUUGACUUGAUGGAUACUGUCCCUGCCGAGCAGCUGUAUGAGGCCCACUUAGAGAAGCUGCGGAACGAGAGGAAAAGAGCUGAGAUGAGAAGGGCAUUUAAAGAAAACCUGGAGACCUCUCCCUUCAUAACUCCUGGAAAGCCUUGGGAAGAGGCCCGUAGUUUUAUUAUGAAUGAAGAUUUCUACCAGUGGCUGGAAGAAUCUGUAUACAUGGAUAUUUAUGGCAAACACCAAAAGCAAAUUAUAGACAAAGCAAAGGAAGAGUUUCAGGAGCUGCUUUUGGAAUAUUCAGAAUUGUUUUAUGAGCUGGAGCUGGAUGCUAAGCCCAGCAAGGAGAAGAUGGGUGUCAUUCAGGAUGUUCUGGGGGAGGAACAGCGAUUUAAAGCAUUACAGAAGCUCCAAGCAGAGCGCGAUGCCCUUAUCCUGAAGCAUAUUCAUUUUGUGUAUCACCCAACCAAGGAAACGUGCCCUAGCUGCCCAGCCUGUGUCGAUGCGAAGAUCGAGCAUUUGAUUUGUUCUCGGUUUAUCCGGCCAUCUGACCGGAAUCAGAAAAAUUCACUCUCUGACCCCAACAUUGAUAGGAUCAACUUGGUUAUCUUGGGCAAAGAUGGCCUCGCACGUGAGUUGGCCAAUGAGAUUCGAGCUCUCUGUACAAAUGAUGACAAGUAUGUGAUAGAUGGUAAAAUGUAUGAGCUUUCCCUGAGGCCGAUAGAAGGGAAUGUCAGACUUCCUGUGAACUCUUUCCAGACACCAACAUUUCAGCCCCAUGGCUGUCUCUGCCUUUACAAUUCAAAGGAAUCGCUGUCCUAUGUGGUGGAGAGUAUAGAGAAGAGUAGAGAGUCCACGCUCGGCAGGCGAGAUAAUCAUUUAGUCCAUCUCCCCCUGACACUAAUCUUGGUUAAUAAGAGAGGAGAUACCAGUGGAGAGACCCUGCAUAGCUUAAUACAACAAGGUCAGCAGAUUGCCAGCAAACUGCAGUGUGUCUUUCUCGACCCUGCUUCUGCUGGCAUUGGUUAUGGACGCAACAUUAAUGAAAAGCAAAUCAGUCAAGUUUUGAAAGGACUCCUGGACUCCAAGCGUAACUUAAACCUGGUCAGUUCUACUGCGAGCAUCAAAGAUCUGGCUGACGUCGAUCUGCGAAUUGUCAUGUGUCUGAUGUGUGGAGACCCUUUCAGUGCAGAUGACAUACUCUUUCCUGUCCUUCAGUCCCAAACUUGUAAGUCUUCCCAUUGUGGAAGCAACAACUCUGUUUUACUUGAACUACCAAUCGGACUCCACAAGAAACGCAUCGAACUGUCUGUUCUUUCGUACCAUUCCUCAUUUAGCAUCAGAAAAAGCCGGUUGGUCCAUGGGUACAUUGUUUUUUAUUCAGCCAAACGUAAGGCCUCCUUGGCUAUGUUACGUGCCUUUCUUUGUGAAGUGCAGGAUAUUAUCCCCAUUCAGCUGGUCGCACUUGCUGAUGGCACUGGAGAUGUCCUGGACAAUGACUUAAGUCGGGAACAGCUGAGUGAGGGAGAGGAGAUUGCUCAAGAAAUUGAUGGAAGGUUCACAAGCAUCCCCUGUAGCCAACCCCAGCAUAAACUUGAGCUCUUCCACCCAUUUUUUAAAGAUGUGGUGGAUAAAAAGAACAUAAUCGAGGCUACUCACAUGUACGAUAACGCUGCCGAGGCCUGUAGCACCACGGAAGAGGUGUUUAACUCCCCCCGAGCGGGCUCUCCGCUCUGCAACUCAAACCUGCAGGAUUCGGAAGAGGAUAUCGAGCCCUCUUCUUAUAGCAUGUUUCGAGAAGACACAUCACUGCCCUCUCUGUCCAAAGACCACUCUAAGCUCUCUAUGGAACUGGAGGGAAAUGAUGGGCUGUCUUUCAUCAUGAGUAAUUUUGAGAGUAAACUGAACAACAAAGUACCUCCACCUGUCAAGCCAAAGCCUCCCGUGCAUUUUGAUAUCACAAAGGGGGAUCUGUCUUAUUUAGACCAAGGCCAUAGAGAUGGACAGAGGAAGUCUGUGUCCUCUAGCACCUGGCUACCUCCAGAUGGGUUUGAUCCUUCUGAUUACGCCGAACCCAUGGAUGCUGUGGUCAAGCCAAGGAAUGAAGAAGAAAACAUAUACUCAGUGCCCCAUGACAGCACCCAAGGCAAAAUCAUCACCAUUCGGAAUAUCAACAAAGCCCAGUCCAACGGCAGUGGCAAUGGCUCCGACAGUGAAAUGGACACCAGCUCUCUGGAGCGUGGCCGCAAGGUCUCCGUUGUGAGCAAGCCCGUGCUGUACAGGGCGAGAUGCAGCCGGCUGGGGAGGUUUGCCCGUUACCGGACGAGCUUCAGUGUGGGGAGCGACGACGAGCUGGGGCCCAUCCGGAAGAAAGAGGAGGAUCAGGCAUCUCAAGGUUAUAAAGGGGACAAUGCCGUCAUUCCCUAUGAGACAGACGAAGAUCCAAGGCGGAGGAAUAUUCUUCGCAGUCUGAGGAGGAACACUAAGAAACCAAAGCCCAAACCCCGGCCAUCCAUCACAAAGGCAACCUGGGAGAGUAACUACUUUGGGGUGCCCUUGACAACUGUCGUGACUCCAGAGAAGCCCAUCCCUGUUUUUAUUGAGCGAUGUAUUGAGUACAUCGAAGCCACAGGACUGAGCACAGAAGGCAUCUACCGGGUCAGCGGGAAUAAGUCUGAGAUGGAGAGUCUGCAGAGACAGUUCGACCAAGACCACAACCUGGACUUGGCAGAGAAGGACUUUACGGUGAAUACCGUGGCUGGGGCCAUGAAGAGCUUUUUCUCAGAGCUGCCGGACCCCCUGGUCCCGUACAGCAUGCAGAUUGAUCUGGUGGAGGCGCACAAAAUCAAUGACCGGGAACAGAAGUUACAUGCCCUUAAGGAGGUACUCAAGAAAUUUCCAAAGGAAAACCACGAAGUCUUCAAAUAUGUCAUCUCUCACCUAAACAAAGUCAGCCACAACAACAAGGUGAAUCUCAUGACCAGUGAGAACCUCUCCAUCUGCUUCUGGCCCACCUUGAUGAGACCCGACUUCAGCACUAUGGACGCCCUCACGGCCACGCGGACCUACCAGACAAUCAUCGAGCUCUUCAUCCAGCAGUGCCCCUUCUUCUUCCACAAUCGGCCCAUCAGUGAGCCUCCUGGUGCCACGCCCAGCUCCCCCUCUGCCGUGGCUUCCACUGUCCCCUUCCUCACCUCCACACCUGUCACAAGUCAGCCAUCACCCCCCCAGUCCCCUCCACCCACCCCCCAGUCCCCCAUGCAGGCCCUGCUCCCCUCCCAGCUUCAAGCCGAACACACGCUGUGAGCCGCCAAGGCCUGGAGCAAAAGGACACCUUCUCUCUUCCAUGGGGUGGCAUUUGGCCUUGAACAAAACCAGGUCCACUGGGGUGGGGAGAGUGUCCCCUCUUCCCCGUUACCUUCUGAAGAAGUCAGCAGGAGCACCAGCCCCAGUCCCCGGAGGGCAGGGCUGUCAGGCCCCCUGAGCCCAGCGCUGCAGACCUGGAGCUGUUCACAGGCAGCAGCCAGGGGGCGCCCCUGUCCUUUGACUUGGACCCUUUUGAGGACUGAACUGGCCAGGCAGUAGACCCCGUGGCCCUCCACACGCUCACUGCUCCCCAGACCACCCCCCCACCUGCCCCCACGUACCAGCCUUGGGGCACCCACCCACUGCUUGGACAGAGCCCCGGCAUCCACCAACAGGAGGAGGCUCCAAGAUUUGGGCCACCCCGGGGCAGGGCCGGCAGCCCCCGCAGAGAACAAUUCCCGUCCAUUUCAUCUGUCUGUUUCUACCUUCAUGUCUGCACCCCCGCCCCUGUUAGGGGAGCCUCUGUCCAGCAGCCUCGGGAACACACAGGCCACAGCUUUGUCAGCCCAAGGUACAGUGCUGCGAGUGCUGGCCCACCAGGUCAGGACAGGGAGGGCAGCUCUGCGCCUGGACCACAAGUGCGUGGCUUCCCUUCCACUUCCCACACGCCCGUCCCUCAUCACAGGCUUUGGGAUACAUUCCCUUUAAAACAACACUGGAAGAAAUGUGGAAAAACCCCUACAAUAACUUACAAAAGAAAGAGGAAGACACUACAGACCUCAAGAUUGACCUUCCCCCUACAUCUCGGAGAGCCAAGCAGGUGGUCACAGCGAAAGAAGGAUGCCCGAGGGUGGUGGCCAGAGGAGCUGUGGGGGUCCCACUUUCGCCCUGUCACCAGGUCCCCUUUCCCCAAGAAGACAGUUAAAGCCCUUGGUGGGAAGCGUUUGGGAGACCCACAGACCAGCCUGAAUCCUGGUUUGCCUUGGAACACACUACAGUGCUAUGGAAACACUACUCUGUGUGGGGGUGGGCACAUAUGUGAGUGGGUGGGCACGUGGGGGGUAUGCCUGUUGGAGAGGGCACACCUUGGGGGACUCUGGGUGCACCUGGGGUUCAGUUUCUUGUGUUUGGUGUUGGAAUGGAGUCAUUAUCAUCCCGGGCCGCAGGACAUCCCCAGCCCAGGGGAGUUGGUGGGAGGUGGGCGAUGUGUGAAGAGUGGUCACCUGUGCCUGCGCAGGGACAUCCUUUGUGUUCCCAGGACCAGGAGGGCCCGGAGGAGCAAAAGUCACAGAAGCUAUCAGAGUCACGAGGAGGGUGCUGGGCCUGCCUGUCACACAGCCCUUCCCUAACCCUUCCCCUCAGCUUCCAGGCCCUCCCACUGACCGCCGGGGAACUCUUCGCGUGCCCCACCUUCUGUCCCCCAGAUGCAGCGAUCGUGCUAAGGCUGCAACAGCUGCUGGCUGCCCCCCACUCCUCGUGGCCAGGCUGUGGCCUCUGCCCCUGGAAAGCCUGCCACGGAGGUGCCCUGACCAUGGGCUCCAGGUCUCUCCACACUUUAAGCAACGCCUGUGGCAGGUUUGAUGAUGCCCUGGGUCUCCUCGGCUGGGUGACAGCUGCCUCCCGUCCCACUCUCACGGCCAUGGGAGAGGAGGGAGGCCCUGCGCUCGCUGACUUCUCCGAAUAAGCUGGAUACCUUACUGCUCGUGGCUCCUGUAAGCCAGAGCAAGGUGCUUGGGAAACUGUCCCUGCAACUUCUACCGCCUCUUUUUAAGAACACUAGUCAAAACACAAACCUAAGGUACCUGAAUGGUGAUGGGAGUGCUGGGUGGGGGGUCUCUGUGGCUCAGCGCCCCAAUGCCCUCGGUCAAGGUCGGCAGGAAGGUAAUGGGUCAUUUGUGACUGCGCUUGGCCCCACGGUCCUGGUGGUCUAGCCUCCUCUGCUCUGAGCCCUGGGCCGGUGAGGAAAUCACUCUGCUGAAUGGAUCGCCGCCUUCCUCUAGAUCAUGCUCAUCUACCCACCCCGAGGCAGCCUCUCAGGGUACUGGGUGGGGGUGCUCCGGGACCACCAUCCCUUUUGUGAACCGAAAUAGAAGGUAGUCAGUCCCCUGCCCACCCGCCGUCUCCACGGGGCCACCCCCCAUGCCACUGCCUGCAUGCCUGGGCUGUGCUCCAGCAACUGGACAAGCCCCCCAGCUCCCCACACCCUUUAGACUGCAGACGGGCAGGUGGUGACUCCCGAGUGUGUGGGUGACGGCGGGACACCGGCUGCGGGCCGUUGCCCUCACGAAGUAGUGGGAGCCGCAGGACCCAUUCCCCUGGCUGGGUUCGGCAUCCUGCCAGAGGCUUAAGAGUGUCCAGGUUGGAGCUGCUGGUUCAUGCCCUGAAGAGCUGCCGAGGACGGGAAGCACCAGGGGUUCCUCUUGUUUCCAUUUCCUCUGUCAAGUCUAGCUUCUAGUUUUCUGCUCCAGACUGACUUGAACUGGGGAAUGUUUCUCUGUCAUUCUGGGUUGGCGCUGGCAUUUGUGGUCAUUGUAGGCCCUGGCCUUCAGUCCCCAGCCAGGGGUUAGCACCCGGACCAAAGGGGGCGCCUGGUCCCUGGAGCUGUGCUGGGUCGGGCUGCCCUAAAUGGGAUGCUCCCACUCCUCAAGGCCAUCCAGCAUGUGAAGCUCUGAAGAGCACGCUCCCCCACGAUUCUCACUGAACCAGCGGCCCCCGCGGCUCUGGAAUUGAGGGAAGGGCAGGCAGGAGUCAGCCUUGGCCAGAAUGGAAGAGCAGGUAGGCAGAGGUAAUAGGUUUCCACGGGAGGUCUCUCCCUGGCCAGUGUUUGACAUCCGCAGAUAGGAGUGGCCGUAUUCGGUGGAAAUGAACAGCCCUUGGUUGGGAGCAGAGGGCUGAUGCUGGUUCUGACCCGGGCCCUUCCGCCGUGGAAGGGGUCCAAGGUCGAGCGGCAUGGGCUUGCAAAUCAGCUCUGAAUUAUUGGCUGUGUUGCCUACUGGGGAUCACACACGGCACAUUUAUUCCUGCUCUCCGUCGAGUCAUUCUUGCCAUCACUUGACAUUCUGGAGUGCUGGGAAACACUUGGUACUGUUUCCUGUGUUCUCCACCGGGCCGCCACCUUGGUCUUCUGCUGCGAGGCAGGAAUGUGCUGCCACUGUGAUUCUUCUGGCAGAAAUUGUUGGUCUUUGCCAGGUGGACAGAGGGUGACAUCAUAGGAGCAGCGUGCUGUCCACGAGGGGCCCAGAGCACGUGCCUUCCCCUGGCCUUGCACCUGGGGCCCUGGUGCCCUGGUCUCGGGGUGGGGAGGAAGGCCUGGAGGGUGGUCCAUCCCCAGCCCUGAAACUUGAAAACCACGCUGCAUUGGUAAAAACCCUGUCCUGUGCUCCCUUCCCAUUCCCACGAGGACAGCUACGCUGCUUUGGGGUUUCUGAGAAAGGAGUGGAUACCGUCUCGCUGCCACUGGGGGCUCUGCCCUGCUGCUGUGUCUCCAAGAGAAGGAAGCCCCAGGGACUUGGGCGACUUUCUAGGGGCUGGUCUCCACAGUCCUGUGCAGUGGGCCACAGUGUGCCCCGGGGACGGGGACAGCCGGCACUGCGCUCGCUCCGAGGCCCGCUGACUCCGCAGACGGUUGAGGAGUCGCUCUCCUGUUGCUUGGCAGGUUCAAGCCACUCGUUUGCGCCUAGGUGGAAGGAAGGACGGAGUCGUUUUGGGACUGCUGGCCACUGGGGGCGUUGUGAGGGCAAAGGCCGUUCUCCCCUCCGCAGGUUCUGACUUGUGGCCAGGAGGGAUCCUGCCCUCCUGGGGAGCCAGGUCUGGGCCCACCACAGUGAGGUUACAUUUUCAUGUAGAGACAGGGCCUAAGUUAUUGUUUCCAUAAAAAUAUCCUGUCCCCUGUGUACAUAAAAAAAAACAAAAACAAAAAACAAUGUAUGAGAAUAAAAAUUGUUUGAAAAUUUGGAAUAGUGCUGCUGCCAGCUUAUUUUUCUGGUACUUGUAUUUUCACAUGUUAAAUGAUCUUUAUAUAUGUUGAAUUAACAAAUAUUUUGAGUUUCCUGAGAAAAAAGCGUAUUAAUGGUAUUGAAAUGUGUUAGUAGUCUGGCCGUGUGCCUAACUUUGUUUUGCAGCAAAAGUGGAGAACUGUAUGUAAAGAAAGUAUAACAAUUAUUUCUUUGUAUUUUAGGGGCUUUAACCAGGACAUCUUCUAGUUGGUGUUAGGAAUGUUUGCUUCAUUUCCAGACUUUUUUUUUUUUUUUAAACACGUCGUGGAUUUUUUGAGGCUCCAAACUGAUUAGUGCAUGGUCAGCUGUCAAGGCUGAGGCAUCUCUGACUGAGGUGGUUCUGUUUGGUUUUGUUUUUUAAAAUCAUGUAUUUGCUACAAAGUAUUGUACUCGUCUCAAUGGGAAUGGUGUAAAAAACUGAAAAGGCCUUAUGUGAUAUGUAUCAUAGUUAAUAAAUCAAUCUUGUAAAAAACCAAA
Messenger RNA from Neogale vison (American mink), 9269 nucleotides. RefSeq names its product Rho GTPase activating protein 35 (gene ARHGAP35). Bases 295 to 4797 code for a protein of 1500 amino acids. The record is from RefSeq and is a predicted model, not a curated record. Gene Ontology annotation, biological process: signal transduction. The transcript has 7 exons. Gene Ontology annotation, molecular function: GTPase activity; GTP binding. NCBI's taxonomy places the organism in Eukaryota, Metazoa, Chordata, Mammalia, Carnivora, Mustelidae.